GACCUCAUCCCUGGUGUGGGAUGACGUCAAAUUCAAGAUGGAUGGAAUCACGACCAGCGCGCAGAAAUCUACACAACAGUGAAUAAAGUCCCGGCUGUGUGGAGGAAAGACCAAAUAGACGACGGGCAGGCCAUGGAGAGCCUUGUGCAUUACAGCAACCCCUCCCAUGCCCUCUCAGUGUUAGGGGUUCUCAAUGAGCAGCGUCUUCGGGGUCAGAUGUGCGAUGUUGUCCUGGUUGUAGGGGAUCAGAGGUACCAGGCUCAUAAGAGUGUCUUGGCUGCCAGCAGUGAAUAUUUCCAGUCCCUGUUUACACGGAUGGACACGGAGUCCCUUAAAGUAGUUAACCUGGACUUCUGUGAGCCGGACGCCUUCGAAAUCGUUCUGAAUUACAUUUACUCCUCCUCCCUCUUUGUGGACAAAGGGAGCCUUGCAGCCAUUCAAGAGCUGGGCUACAGUCUUGGAAUCCCUUUCCUCACAAACAUUGUGUCAACAAGGCCACAUGCAUCCUACUGUGUGUCCAGAAAAAGGCUUUCGUUCUCUGAAGGGGAAGAGAAUGAUGUCCAGACAAGAAGUGUCAUUGUGCGUCGGGUCAGGAAUGAGACCGCCCAUCCCUCACGCUCAAAUUAUCCUAAAAAGACAUCAGAGAGAGUGUCGCCUCCUCACUCUACUCGAGAAUCAACACAGCCUCCUUCAGAACGCUUCUCAUAUGAAUCAGUCAGAAACUCUGAAUCUAUCAGCAGGAAAUCAGCAGAACAGAGUGAACCUGCCGAGAGAAAGCCCACCUAUCCUUACGCCUCCAUAUUAAAAGGGAAUUCAUCACACAUCACAUCUGUUCGGCCCCAGUUGACUUCCUCAGUGUCCUUCAGCGAUGCAGAAGUGCAGCACAUUAGGCUGCAGUCUGGCAUUGACCAGGACGGCAAAGAGGACGAAGAGGAGCAGGAGCACCACUAUCACACCAAAGUGUCCUUUCAAGGUCAGGCCAGUGAGCCAAGCCCGACCAUUGACCGGAGCGGACCACUCAUAAAAAGCCUCCUCCGGAGAUCCCUAUCCAUGGACAGCCCUGUUCCAGUGUUCUCUCCAACAUUGGAACUCAAGGAUCUGCAAAACCGCGAACAGUCAGUUGUUAAAAUGGCAUCCAAAGCAUGUGGGCCUGAAACACCUGCUCACAACGGCAACUCAAAAAGAACGUCUCCCCUGGUUCUCAGGUCAAAACACCCCAGCAGGUAUGAUGAAGAAACUCAGGUAGGAAGAGAGGUCAGUGUGAAAGCUGAGCCCAGCAGCCCACUCGCAGACCCCAUGGACAUUAUUCGGAUCACAGUUGGGGAUGCGUUGCCUGUCAAUCUCAAAGACUUGCAAGCAAAUUAUGACCAAGGUUUAAGGCCAGAUUUCAAUUCUUUUGGGAAAAGAAGGGACAGGCCAGACAACAGAAGGUACCCUUUUAAGAAGAGCAAAAUAUUCAAAGAACAUCCCCCGACGCUGGAUGACGACGUGACAGUGCCUCAGAGUGCCAGCGGCAACGUAAACGAGAACAGUGAAGAGCCACCUCAGAACAAAAUCUUCAAAUGCUGGAACUGUUUAAAAGUUUUCAGGUCUAGUGCUGGCUUACAUCGGCAUGUAAAUAUGUAUCACAACCCUGAAAAGCCGUAUGCUUGUGACAUCUGCCACAAGCGCUUCCAUACCAACUUCAAAGUGUGGACUCACUGCCAAACUCAGCAUGGUGUCGUACAAAACCCGGCGUCAUCCUCCAGCUCUUCUGUGCUAGAUGAGAAAUUUCAAAAGAAGCUGAUAGACAUUGUGAGAGAGAGGGAGAUAAAGAAAGCGCUUCUCUGGAAGUUGAAGAGGAAUAAACAGGGUUUGCAAUCUCCUUCACUUACCAAAAAGAGAUCGAGGCCCAGCUAUAUAUGUCCUUACUGUGGGAAGGUAUUUGUGUUCCAGUCUCAGUACAGACAGCAUUUAAGGACACAUCCUGCUGAAAAAGCAGACCAGGACACGGCAAACGAGAGCGUCCUUUACCAGGAGCAGGAUGAAAUCAGUCAACAGAAAAACCCAGAUGCUGGCGUCUACUCCUGUAGGCUUUGCAACAUGAAGCUGUCUUCACUCUUUGAACAAGGCGACCACGAGAGAGGCUGUCGGCAUGCAACUGUAUGUCCCUACUGUGGCCUCCGCUUCUCCAGUCCAUCGGUAAAAAUAGACCACGAGGCACAUUGUAAGUACAAGAAACUGACGUGCCUGGAGUGCAUGCGGACCUUCAAGUCGUCCUUUAGCAUAUGGCGUCACCAGGUGGAGGUCCACAACCAAAACAUGAUGACUGUUAAAGACCAGAUUCACCUGCAGGAACAUGAGAACAGCGAAGAGUCCUCUGAAAUGCUCAGAGAGGAUCAUUACCAGGACGAGCAUCUGGCAACCAGGACUUCAAGAGACACAAUCUGCUACAGCGACUCCUCAGGUCCACCAAUGUACGACUCGGAAGACUCUUCAUCCUUUGUGCCUGAAGACCUAAGCAUGGGCCACCAUGGAAAGCUGGUAGUAAAGGAAGAGCCAAUGGAGGAGGCUGUGAGUGAGAGGGAAAAUACAGGGUCUUCAAAAUCUGGACUUGAGGAACCUGGUGUGUGGCCAUGCGAGAAAUGUGGGAAUCUUUUCAGCUCUCGCAAAGACCUGGAACGACAUCAGGAGCUGCUCUGCCACAUCAAACCGUUCAUCUGUCACAUCUGCAACAAAGCCUUCAGGACCAACUUCCGCCUUUGGAGCCACUUCCAGUCCCACAUGUCGACGGCUAACGAACCUGGAGCCAAAGAAAUCGAAAGGAAUCCCUCCCUGUCUCCAUCCCCUCCCACGACCCCUCAGAGCUCUGAACGUCGCUCCCCACAGGCCUCCGUGCUCAAGUCCGCCCAGACGCCCCCAGUGGCUGAGGAGUCCAGCAGCCCCGAGCCCUGUAGCUCAUCUGUAAACAAGACAAAGAGGCCUGAGCUGGAACAUCAAUCCAGCAGCCACAGCCCUCUGUCGAGGUCCAACAGCAUGGAGAGUCAAGGAGGCCCUCAGGAAUCAGAGACACUCUUUUACCACGCGCCGUCUCUCUCUGCUCUGACGUUCAAGAGGCAGUACAUGUGCAAGCUCUGCCACAGGACCUUCAAGACGGCGUUCAGUCUGUGGAGCCACGAGCAGAGUCACAGCCACAUGUAAGCAUCAGAAAAGUAGAAGUUUCUCUCGAGAGACGAUAUUAGACUUAAACACCUCAGCCUACAAAAGGAAGACUUUGAAUGUAUAGCUUAUCUGCUUGCCUCCAAUGACAUUUUAAAGUGGCCAUGUUCAAUAGAGGUGUAAACGUGAAUGUGCAAUCAAGUGCUAGAUUCCUCUGAGAGACGAGAUGAAUAUAAAUGAUUUAUUUUACUUUCCAAAUGAGAUAUAACUAUUGAUCUAUUUUAAAUCUCUUUUAGCUGUCUACUUGUACUUAUCUAUGUAGAUGCUUUUGAGAAAACACAGUACAGAGUUGUACCCUGUUUUGUUUCAGAUGCACCACUUUGUAUUAGAGCUGUUUCAAUACAGACACCAAUACCAAAACCAUACUUAAAGUGGAAGGUAGUGGAAAUGCCUUAGACACAGCCUAGUAUUGAGGAAGGAGAAAUACUUCAGUCAUUGCAAUGUGGUCCCAAAAGAAAAUCAACUUGUUGAACUAGAUUUCAGUUCUUCUUUGGUGCUUGAUAGCCUUUACAUUACGCUGUGCUGCGCUGGUACCAUGGUUGUGUUGUGGGUUUCAUGCAAAUUACUGUUGUAGAGCAGCAUAAUAAGAACUUCAGGUAAAUGAUAAGGAUGCACGAUAUUGGAUUUUUGCUGGUAUCAAAUUUGUCAAUAUUUUCAAACUCAAGGUAAAGCCUGUACAAAGCUUCACCUGUCACUCUUAUUGAGACGUCUGUUUUAGAAACAAACAUAAAAAAGCAUUUGAUUAUAUCAUACAUGAUGCAGAUAUCACUCUUUAAAUCUAGACAUUAAGAUGUAAGGUCACUGCUCUAUUUCUUUGCUUUGUUAAAGCUGCUGUGAGGAACUUUUGUUUUGUAUCGAUUCUGGCACCCCCUUGAGGACAAAUUGAUGCCUCUUAUCUCUUGUUCUAAACAUGCAAAAGUAGUGUUUUCAACAAAAACCUCAUCCUGUUCUCUUUUGACAGUCAACUUUAUCAGGCAAUGUGAUUAUUUUCCAUGAAAACAGUCAAAUAAAGGCUGUUUCUGAAGCGAGAUGUCCAUCAUCUGGUCUGACACCUACCCCCUCAGGGCGGUUUCAGGCAUUAAAAAUGACAACAGAGAAGGUGUCAGUGUUGCUGCUGAUGGUCUUGUUUGCUAUUGAAGGCCAUAAAGAGGCACCGGUAUAAUUUUCAGUCUGUUUCUCUGCCAGUUUAAAACUCCUCACAGGGCCUUUAAAUGACAAAAGUAGAGGCUGCUAACAGGUUUUUGCUGGCUUCACUUUUUCAAUCUUUUCAGAAACUCUUGGUGCUGCUCAGGGUGAUGGUUCUUGAGAUGCACAGUUAAAUGUGUUGUCUUAAAGCAUUUUUGUUUUGCACCUACUCACAUCACCGGUGCUCCACUAGCUUUUCAAAUGGCUCAUUCAUUGUCCGUUUCCAACACUUCAGAAUACUUCCAUACAGCAACUACCAAUUUAACACCAAUCAAUGGGCCACCCUGUCGGCGAGGUGGUGCAUUAUUACCCUGAUAAUGCCGUGCAUCCCUAAUCAUUUAUCAUAAGAUGCCAGCAAACAAUAGUCCUGUUCUAGCAGGGAUUGUAAAUUAAUUCAAAGAUUGAAAACUGUCUGCAGUUGGGCACUAUUUUCAACCUCUGGUAAACCAACACUGUUGACUGUGCGCAAGGCUUCAGUUUAAUGAGGCUGCCUAAAAGUUAGAUAUAUAUUUGCGUAUAUAUUCGGAUCAGUGCUUGUUUUGACUGGUGAAAGAGUUGCAAUCUGCACCAGGAGGUUAAACCGUGGUAUUGGAACAUCUCUGCAUUUGAAGGUGCAAAGAUUUAAAAAAAAAAAAAAAAAGGUACAACUUUGUAAACUGUAUGCUCUGAGUGUGGGUAAAGUGCUUUACAUUUUUAGAGGUUACAGGUGAAUUGACAAGUAGUGCUUUUGCUUUUGUAUCAGAUUUAUCUCUUGAUGUGUGUGACAACCCUUAAGAUAAUAUUGGUGGCCUCAACAAUGUAUUCAAUAUGCACUUUGUGUAACAGUUUGAUUCUUUUAUAGUGGAAAAAAAGUACAAAAUGUUUGUUUGCAGGAGUAAAAAAUAUACAUUUGCCCAAAGUUUGUUUAAAUAAGCAUUCUUGUGUUUAUUCUCUCAUAUUUGCCUUUUUGUCUUUUUGUUUAACCAAGUGGUUGAAUAAGACAUUCAGUUGAGUUAUUUUAAAGUAAUAUCACACAUCAAAUACAUCUCAGAUACCUGUCGUUUCAGGCAAAACAUUUCUUUUUUUUUUAGCCUUCUUAAAUUGCUUCAUUCAGUACCUAAUUUAUCUUUCUUAUUACUGACCAGUGAAUCACUUUUAUACUCGUACAAGUUAAAGGGGCAGUGCAAAUAUUGGUCAUAACAUAAGAAGAAGUUGUUCUUUUUUUUUACAGAUAAGAACUCAUAGAAAUAUGUUAAAAGGAAAUAACAAAUUUUGUGAAAGUAAUCCGUAAAAAUAUUGGACUGAUUGAGUUGUUAGCCUCCUUAAUGACGUAUUUGAGUCAUCACAGGAAAUAAAAAUCAAUAUAAAACUGCCAUGGCAGGUUAGCUAUCAGAGGAGCUUUAUGAAAGCACAUUUUUUCAUAAUUUAUUGUUAUUAAAAAAAUAAUAAUUCUAAACAUUUUUAAAUUAAAGCUUCUGUGAGGAAUUUUUGGGGUUGACUUUAGUGCCCAAUGUUUAUCUCUUUCCUGACUUUGUGUGCAUGAGUCACAAGUAGUGUUUUCCUGAUUUUAAAUCUCUUUACAGUCAGAACUUUUACUCACUUUGCAUUUUUUCAGUGGAAAAUGUAAAAAUUGUCUGUUUUGGCACAUCACUACCUGACGCCUACUCUUCAUCGGCAUUGACAGACAUUGAAAAUAACUAAAAUAGAUAGAACCAAUCUUCCUGCCAAUCGUCUCUUCUUCUUUUAUAGGUCACAUUAAGGCGUUGGUAAUAGUUUCAGUCCGUUUCAUAACAGGCUAAAAACUCCUCACAGGAGCUUCAAUUAUAAUCAAAGCUGUCAAAGUGUUCAAGUCACAACAGUCUGCCUACCCAGUACAGAACCAGUGUUAUAGACACUCAUCCAUAAACUGAUGGAGCUCUGCAGUUAAACAAAUUCAGUAAAGAACCAAGCUUUACAAUGCUUCGAUGGCCUUAUGCAACCUUAAAAUAUUUUGUCUCCAUUAUUUCACAAUAAAAAGCACAAAAGAGUUUCAGAUGACUUAUGACUCAGGCUUUUCAUGAUGGUGUCGUCAAGACGGCGGAGGCAUGAGGAAGCAAACCUUUCAUUUUACCAGUGAGCAGAGUGUUCCUGCUUCCAGAAGAUUUAUUAUAAAGAAUGUGUCUUGAUUGUAUUCCAGCUGUUUUACAACUGUAUUCUUGUACAAAUAUAUACUUCUGCUUUGGCUAUAGAUGGAUUAGAACUUUGUCAUAAAUUAUCACGGUUGCUACGUGUUUGGGAGAUGUUGCAUUCAAAGAGUGCUCCACAUGAACUGGGAAUUUGUUUUUCCUCUAAAUGAACAACGUGAGCUGCAUCGUGAUGUUUAAUUCAUUGGAGAAACUCUCUGUAUUGAUGAUAGUGCUCUUAAUUUCUUGUGAUGAAAGCUUCCUGAAAGUUUCACAGAAAUAAUUAGAAAUGUGUAUAUGGAAGUGUUUGUAUCUCGAUUUUGUACCAAUUUUGUUAGAAAACAAAGUUUUAUCUUUUUGGUAUUCUGUGCUCUCACUGCAAUAAUGAAUAUUUGUAUCCACAUCGGUUGCUUUAUUGUUGCUUUUAAAGACUUGCAGCUGUUUUGUGUUUAGGUUUUUCUACAGUUUUUGUGCUUAAUUUCUGUAAUAAAGAGUAACAAUGGAGUACAUAUACAA
Notolabrus celidotus (New Zealand spotty) is the source of this 7040-nucleotide messenger RNA. It is a transcript of the gene zbtb21, whose product is annotated as zinc finger and BTB domain containing 21. The coding region runs from base 133 to 3180 and encodes 1015 amino acids. Gene Ontology annotation, molecular function: DNA-binding transcription factor activity, RNA polymerase II-specific; RNA polymerase II cis-regulatory region sequence-specific DNA binding; protein binding. The record is from RefSeq and is a predicted model, not a curated record. Lineage: Eukaryota; Metazoa; Chordata; Actinopteri; Labriformes; Labridae. Gene Ontology annotation, biological process: regulation of transcription by RNA polymerase II. Gene Ontology annotation, cellular component: nucleus. The transcript is spliced from 2 exons.